This is a messenger RNA of Prorocentrum cordatum, 678 nucleotides long. NCBI's taxonomy places the organism in Eukaryota, Dinophyceae, Prorocentrales, Prorocentraceae. The record is from the annotation of a GenBank genome assembly.
AUGAAUGCUGCAUCGCUAUUUGGCAGCGCCAACCAGCUGUAUGUCAAGGAGGAAUACGAGGAGGCUCUGAAGCACUACACCUGUGCGGUAACACUACAGGACUGCGCAGAGUACCGCGUGUGCCGCGCAGCCGCGUACCUCAGACUGGGGAAGUUCGAGGAGACGCUCGAUGACGCCAAGGAGGCGCUCGCGCUGGACCCGAAGAACCACGUGGCGCUCCACUGGCGGGGCGUGGCCCUCUUCUACAUCCGGUACGCCAGCGCCAAGCUGGCGUUCGAGGAGUCCCUCCAGUUGGCCCCGGCCGCCAAAGCCCCCCGGGCGUUGUGGAUCCGCAAGUGCGACGCCGAGCUCAGCGGCUCCACGCUGCCGCUCGGCGGCCUCGUCGCCGAGCUCUCCAAGGCCGCGCCGGCGGCGGCGGCCUCGGCCAGCGCGCCGCCGAAGGCCGCGGCGGCGGCGCCGCCUGCGCCGGUCUCCACCGUGGCGCAGGCGCGCCAGGCCGCCGGCGAGCCCGCGGCCGCGGGCCGCAGGCCCGUGAGGCGGGAGUGGUACCAGAACAACUCGCACGUCUUCAUCACCCUCUUUGCAAAGGGCGUGCCGCAGGCCGACUGCGAGGUCGACUUCCGGGAGCGGGAGCUGUCCAUAUCGUUCCCCGUGCCGAGCUCCGCUGGCGACACGUAG